CUGUUGUAUGCUGAGCGACAUUUCUAUCACGAUCCGUGAUCGAGGUGGGGCAAUAGUGCGAUUAAAUUCUAUGCUCCGCAUCUGUAUGCGAGAUGGGGAGCGAAAGUGAGGUCGGAUCUCAAAGUUUGGAGCAAGUUCUCGGAGAGUGUCGACGGUGGGUUGAGGCGGUAACAGGCCGACAGUUCGCACAUCGCGAUUUCCGUCAGUCUCUCCAGGAUGGCGUCCUGCUCUGCGAGUUAGUGUCCCGGAUCAAACCUGGUACUAUCCGCCGAAUCAACGGUCUGUCGACGACCUAUGCGUAUCUGGAUAAUUUGAAGUCUUUUCUUCAAGCAUGUGAGCAGUUUGGUCUGAAGGGAUCGCAACUGUUUGAUAUCACUGAUUUACAAAGGAUGUCUCCCGCCACCAAAAGAAACAAUGGAGGAGAAGGAGACAAACAUUUGCGAAAUGUUGCUCUUACGAUCUAUUGGUUGGGAAAAGCUGCCAGCAACAUGCCUUCGUAUGCAGGACCUGAACUGAAUUGGGAUGCGUUUAGUGGUCUCAUAGGGAAGAAGGAGGCGGGCAGUUUGUUUGAAGGGAUAGAAACGAGCAGGUCGAUUCCGUCACGAACUACGCCAACGACGAGCAAGAAAAUGAGGAACGAGGAGCAAACGGCGUUGAACAAUGCUGCACAGACAGAAAGCAGAUCAACAGAAAGCCAAGGAAAUGGAGUCAACGCGUUGAAGGAGACUGAUGGAAAGUUUCGUGAUUUAACUGUGAGAAUCACGAAGAUCAGACGGCAGGAGUCUGGAUUUGGACUCACAGUUGCAGGCGGCAGCAACGAAGGCAUCCAGCCAAACAUUCACAACAUCAAACCAGGAAGUUCUUCGUCUCUGAGUAAUGUGCAAGUUGGUGAUGAGAUACUCUCAAUCAACGGACAGAGUGUGGUGGGAGUUACACAUCAGAAGGUGCUCUCUCUUCUAGCAAAGGGUGAUGCGAUUGGCAGUCUCUCAUUGAAAAUACGACGACACAGCAGUCGACGUGGCCACACUUCGUCGAUAAGCUUAGAUGACGUACAACCUCAAACACAGGGAAGGUCGUCUCUACGAUCGAAUGACAUCGGCAUGCAGGUAGUUCCACCUGCCGAAGAAAUGUGGAUUGGUCAACAGGAGGGCAACGGUUGGUCACCAAACGAUCUCGUUGUGGAUCAUCAAGCAGUAGGCAGCAAACCUGUAAAGGAAGACAACAUACAACAAAGAGAUAGAAACGGUUAUCAGGAGAACGAACCAGCAGUGAGUGUCGAUUCGUAUGUUGAGUACUCAGAGACACCUGGUGCUUUGUUCCCAGAUCCUCCGCCAUUGCCACCAGACGUCGUGGACAUUGACAACGAAGUGCAACAGAGUGAGCAAACUCAUCCUCAUGGAUAUGGUGCAGAGAGUGACACAUCUUCAUCACUACCUCAACUAAUGAAUGAGCAAAGCAUGGAUGCAAGAGUGGCUGGUGAAACAGAGUCUGCAGCAAGAGCUCGUUCAGUUGAACGUGAAAAGGAAGAAGUGGAGUUCCUCAAACGUCGUAGGUCUGAACAAUCUGCUCGAAUCUCUAACUAUCCUCAAAGUCAAGAAGCACUUACGUCCCAGUCAUCUCUUCAAGAACAGAUCAAAGCUGAACUGAGACGAUCUCCUCUUGCUCCUCGCCGAGGAAUUACUGAUCAGUCACCAAAUAAGCCCCAAGAAGUUAUGUCUGCCAUCGGCAAUAUUGUCAAUCCCAAACAUCAGGAAGUUCCUUUGGGCGAAGUCAUGCUGCGCAAAAAUGUUGAAACAAGGUUGAUAGUGGAAGAUGAAGAACAGAAACGACUCUCUCAACAAAUGCAGGUAGAGACAGACUCCGAAUUUCGAAAGACUGUUGAAGGUCAGGAAAAGAUGAGGCAACUAGAAAAGGAAGCAGAUGAACUGAUUGCUUUAGCUCAGGCUGAGUUACUCCUGGCUGGUCAGGAGCUGCAAGAAAAUGCACAGAAAAUGAGCAACAGCUAUCCUCAUGAUACGAGGAAGAAGGGGGCAGAAUCUGUGGAUCACUCAUCUCCACAUUCAGGAUCAAGGUUCAGUCUGUCUGUGUGGAGUGAUUCAAACAUGAAUUAUGAGGAUGAUGACACAGAGCUGCAAGGUCUGGAUAACGAGGAAAAGGAGAGGAUCCUUGAAAAUGAGCUGAAGAAAUUGCAUGAUUUGGAAUUGGAGUGGGCACAAGAGCAUCGACAAGAGAGACUUCGGAAGGGUACAGGAGAGAGUGCUGAAAUGGAUGCAAGGGAAAAGGAAAGGCUGGAAGAAGAAAAGAAGAAGUGGGAGAAAGAGAAAGAGAAGGAGAGAACAUUGGAGAGGAAGAAACGACAACAACUGGAAGAUGAGAAGAGAAAGCUGGAAGAAGAAAAAACAGCUCUAGAAGAGGAAAGGAGGCUGCAGUUGAUUGAACAAGAGAGACAGAGGAAAGAGCUGGAAAUUGAGAAGCAGCGAUGGGAAGAAGAGAAGAGACAACAGAUCGAGAAGGAGCUGCAGAGCCGAAUGAAACUGGAAGAAGAAAAGAUGAGGAUAGAAUCUGAGAAACAGAGAUACAGCGAAGAAAGAGAAAGGAGACGACGCGAUUUGGAAGCAGAAAAGGAAGAAGAAGAGAUGAGACUGAAACAACAAGUUGAGAUGGAGAAGAGAAAAAGACGAGAAGGAGACGCAAGACGGCUAGCACUAGAAGAAGAAAGAGAAAGGCUGUUAGAAGAAGACAGGCAGAGACAGAUCGAGAUGCAAGAAGAGAUGAAAAGACUUCAACAAGUGGAAGCAGAAAGAAAGAGAAGACAAGAGCAAGAACUGCAGCUGAGGAGACAAGAAGAAGAUAUGCAGAGAGAAUCCCACACGGAAGAUGUCUCAUUCACUCGUCAUGGGCGAGAACGUCAAGAGGUGCCACAUCCCAACAACAUAGACCGAGAAGAAAGGGUCCGACGCGUCAAGGAUGACAUCGCACUCGCAGUACAGCGACGAGAAGCUCUGCAGCGACUCGAAGAACGAAAAGAACGCGCCCAGAAACAGAAAGAGGAGAAACCACGACAGAGAGACGGAGGAGAAAGGCAGAGAGAUGAACGAGCACGUGAGAGGAAAGACACAAAUGAGAGGCACAGCAGGCACCAGCACCACAGGAAAAGUAGAGAGGCACGCCCACCGAGCCAAGCCAGUGCGAAUGAAUCAUUCAUGGCACAGACGGUCUUUAAUGACGACUCAGGUGUUUUCAUGACGGAACUUUAGAGGUUAUAAACGCUGCCGCAAAGUUGUUGUAAGAAGUAUCACUUCUACCUGUUGUCUUGCUGCAUGCGGAAUUGCAAGCAUACUGUAAGGGGUUGCUGAGGGUCGGGGGUAAGAAGCAGACAAGGGUACGUACCAAUGGUAAUGUUUUUUUGGUAGAAUACUAAUCCUAUUUCUCACUUCACGCAAAACAA
This is a messenger RNA of Corticium candelabrum, 3448 nucleotides long. RefSeq names its product trichohyalin-like. Gene Ontology annotation, biological process: regulation of signaling; regulation of cell adhesion. Gene Ontology annotation, molecular function: protein binding. NCBI's taxonomy places the organism in Eukaryota, Metazoa, Porifera, Homoscleromorpha, Homosclerophorida, Plakinidae. The coding region runs from base 93 to 3257 and encodes 1054 amino acids. The record is from RefSeq and is a predicted model, not a curated record. The transcript has 12 exons.